UCAAAUACACAUCAUCAUUCAUCACCUCCACAUCCCACCAAAACCUGUUCCAUUUUUGUUUCCUCUUCCUCAGAUAGAUAACCAUUCUAGAACUCUCACAGCUUUUAAGGGACAAAGCUUGACAUCUGGGUAUUGAUUGAUUAAAACUCUGAUCAGUUUGCUAAUGGGGUCAGAGUCUCCGCAAAGAGUAGUUUGUUGCUUUUGUUUCUCCACCAACAAGAACGAUGGAAAGAAGGGUAGGAGAUACGAGGUUUCAGGAUCAAACAUAGACGACAAAAGGUGGGAAAAGAACGAUGAGAUUUUAUCAGACUUGAGCACCUUUUCGGUUAAGGAACAAGAAAGGAAGCUGAAGAAGGCAUUGGAGGAGGAGGAGAAGAUUAGUAGGGAAGCCGACAGGGUUGUCAAAUGGGUGAAGCAAGAAUCAGCAAGAAUGGAUGCUUCUGUAAUCAAAACUGUGCUUAGUAAUCAUGAUGAAGAAACAACCAAGUAAUGGUUUUACACUUUUACCGUACUGUAAAAUUCCUUUUUUUUUCUUCCUUGAAGUUUGAAUUUUUGAUGCAUGUGGUUGUAUAUGGAAUUGGCAGCAGAAUUGGAAUUUGUAAAUCCAUUUCUCUUGUUUAUUUUCUAUCCAUAUGAAUAUUCAAUAUGAAAUUGUCCAUAUGAUGAAAAACAAAGUUUAGUUCGAACGUAAAAUAAAGUCCAAUUCACUAGUAGUCCAAGUCUUCUCUCCCUCUCAAAUUAACCUUUGCAAUAACAAAAAGCUGUACUACUUAGAAAGAGUACUACCUCUUCUUUAUUCUAAAUAAGAAAAGUAUUACCUUAGAAUUGGGUUUUGGAAUUCAACUUAUAGAGCUUCUCUUCUCAUUCUCAAAGUUCAAUAUUUUUUAGUGUUGUGCAGUAACAAUUUAAAAUCUUAGAAGAAAUCUUACUGAGUGAAUUUAGUCCUUGGUAAAUUGUAAUCUUCUUACUGUAUAUAUAGAUGAAGAUAUCAUGGAAGAAACAAAACAUAAAAAACCCCAUACAAGUUGAGUUGAAAGAUUCCUAGUACGUCUUCAACAACUUAUGUUGGAUGCUCAAUUGUCAAGCAAUCAUUUAUGUUUAGCUAAUUCAGGAUUUAGAUUAGAUGCAAGAAUUGAUCACAGAUAACACAUUUAUUUACAUGGAUAUUUUAAUGGGGAAAAAUCUCUGCACGCAAACGUUUAUUGCUUGUUUGCGAUCAAAAUAGUAGUAAAAUUCAAAUAAUAUUUAUGUUGGACAAUUUUAGUUGCUAUAGUUUUCUAAUAACCAAUAUUAGGAAAUUAUUUGGUCUUUGAUAGACUGGUCAAAAUUCAUUAAAAAGAAAACAUAAAAAAAUAAUUGAAGGCUCUUAGGAAAUUAUUUGGUCUUUGAUAGACUGGUCAAAAUUCAUUAAAAAGAAAACAUAAAAAAAUAAUUGAAGGCUCUUUUAUGCAAAUAUUUGGUCUUUGAUAGACUAGUCUAGUCAAAAUGAUACAUGGGUAGGCCGUCUGAAAACUCAGCUUAUUACUUUUCAUUUUCAAGAACUAAAAUAGUAAAUUCAGACAGUCUCCGCUUGGCCCCCUUCCAUCAGGUUGGCAUUAAUAUUAAUUAAUUAGUGAGAUUUCGUUAAGAAAAUUAAACAAAUAUAAUAAUACAAUUAAAGCCAUUAAUUUUUCUGUGUUAGGAUUCCAUAUCAAUUAAGGAUGGUGUGCGCUCUGGAAAUGAGGCUGUUGGGCUUGACCUUACUUGGGUUCACAACUUACUUAUAUGGUGGGCUUAAGAUUUCCUACUUUGGGUCGUUCUCGGCAUAGAGACUCAAUAUAGUUUAUCCUCUCUCUUUCUGAAUUGCUGUUUUGCUCUACUCUCUCUCUCUUUUUGUGAACCUCUCAACAACCAUUUUCCUUUCCCAACUUCUCAUAUUUAUAGUUCUAAAUUAGUGGAGAGAUCAUGAUUACUGCAAUAGUUAGUGCAAUUGAAGGUCCAAUAUCAUCUGUUGUAAGUGGAUGUUUAGGUGAGAGUGGAAUGUGGCGAAUGUGGCCUUGGAACUUGGUUCCAACUCAAGUGAUAAUGCUCGGCAGUAAUGUUUCCUGGAAACUGCUGAGCAUGCUAUGGUGUGUUCAGAUUUCAGUCUUUCUUUAUUAUUCGGAAAUUUCACGCCGAGCAAUGGUUAGGUGAUGAGACUUGGACUUGUAGUUUGUGAGGGUGGAGUAAAAAGGGAUUGAAAAUGUGGGCCGUGUUGCUAGGCCUGAAUCCAAGGCCCAAUUGGGUUCGGGAACCUUGGUGCCGUACAUUAGCCCCCCUUGAUUCAUGCCCCGCUACUGGGAAGAAUCAAGGAACUGAAAGGCAUUCUCGUUUUGGGAGAUUAACAGGUAGAAACUUGGGCGGUUACGAUAUCCUAUUAAUGCUCUAUCAAAAGGCGUGCUAUUCCGGGCCACCAGGUUCAGUUGUCAUUAUUACCUGACGGUUCAUGAACCGAGGCAAUGCAUGUGUCGGUUACCAUUGGCAUUCGUAGAGUUUUUCGUUAAUCGUGCCUAUUUAUUACUGAUUAAACGUCUCUCUGUCCUCUUUGUCCUCUAUAAAUAGUUCAUCUCAGAAUGUUCUUUCACUUUUUCACUUCCCUCUUUCUGAGCUUACUCUCUGCUGAGCAUUCAUUUGAGCGCUUACUCACCAGUUCAGAGACCUUUCCUUCCUUAGAGCCCAAAGUAAGUUCUCUACCCCUUCCUUUUACUUUGGUUUCUUUCUUCGAAUUUCUUCCUUCAGUUUUAGGCUUUGAAAUGGGUUUCACUUGUCUUCUAGAUAUCUCGCAUCUUUAGCCACCUUUAGGCAAAAGUUUGAUAUCCCCAAUGAUGUGGAAGUGGCAUAUUGCCAUGAGAGAGAAAUUGCUCUCCACAGAGGGCACAGUACUGCUUUCUUCCCCCUAAUGGCGAUUCUAGAGGGCGGGGUUAGGUUUCCCGUGGACCCUCUUUUAGUUAACACACUUAGGUAUUAUGGGCUGUGCCCUAACCAACUUCCAUCCAAUUUUUACCGGGUAGUUAGUUGCAUCAAUAGGUUGAACCAUACAUUUGAUUUGCAAGUGGACCACCAUGAUAUAAACCACAUGUAUAGUCUUUGUGGGAAUAAAAAUACCAAUUAUUACUUAAAAACUAAAGAUACACGGGUACGGCUGAUAUCAUGCCUACCUGAUUCAAAUAGGAAUUCAGCCAAGGAGUUCGUCCGGGUGCACGGCAAUUGGUUUGCCGGAGAAAUUCCCUGCCCCCUCUCACGGCAUGAAGUGGGUUCGUAUCGAUCUCUAACUUAACUGUUUUUCUACUUGUGGUAGUUUUAUCUAUUUGGUCACUAACAUUGUAUCUCGUUUUUUUGUAUGAAUGUAUAAAUAUAUAUUUUCUUUGCAGAUGGUAAAGUGUUUGUCCCGGAUUUCAGGACAGUUCACGUCAGGGACCUGAAUUUCAUUCUCUGGUCCGAGAUAUACGUGCAUUGGGACGGACAGCUCCGGGCAUCACAUCUAAUCCUCGGAGUUGAAUCGGUUUAUUCCACCUAGCAAUCUUUCAAACAGGCGCUUUUGGUUGAUAGCCCCCUUUUGUCAUACAUAGACGUUCGGCACGCAAAUUUCCUUUUGCUGAGGUUUACAGUUGGUGAAGCUAGGGAGCUGGGUAGGCGAUACACUUGCUCGGACGACCUUGCACCAUUGAGGGACGAGUCAGUGGAGCGUGUGUCCCGGCGUCUCCGAGAGCUCGCCCACGAGCUAGUCCAAGAAGAAGUUCCCGUUCAGAAGAACCCGCACCGCCCGAGGAACCUAUUGAACCCGAGGCUCCCGUAGAGGAAGCCGAGCAAUUUGUUGUUGACAUUACCGAUCUUUUAGACACUGAGCCCUUCCUUAGCGAAGACAUGGUGACCCGGAGGGCUAUGACCAUAAACCGUUUCGUGCUCGGUGCGAGGCAAGCUGUGCAGCAGCCACCCUCUUAGAGCCAAAUUCAAGCGCCUCCUCCUCCACCUCCUCCUCAAACCGGAUGAGUCUGGAAGAGGCAGAGGGUUGCCGAGCAAACGCCUACGGGCCCGGGAGGUACAGCAGCCCGGACUCCUCCCCGACCAACCGGCGGCAUUGUCAUUCAGGAGCCGCAAACCCAAGUCGGGCCGAGCGUAGCAUCCUUCUCCCAAGCCGUGUAGGUGUGGAAGCCUAAGUUUCUGUUGGACGGCAAGCCACUUCCUGCAAAUGCUUGUGUGCGGAUGUGGGAGAAAGGUGAAGGGGGCUGCAUUGCCCAGACUCUGGCGCAGGGCCUCCUUCUGCCCGAAGACGUGCAUGCCUUUGAAGAAGGUCGGAGGAGUCCAUGGGGCGAAAGCUACAGUGGCAUACUGUCGCGGCUGCUCAACUGGCCCAUAUCUUGGAUGGUCGCGCAAAAGAACUUGCUGAGAAAGCUGACUGGGAGAGGGCUGCAAGGGAGACGGCUAUUAAAAUGGCUAAGGAGAAAAUAAAGGUGGCUGACACUGCAGAGAAAAAAGUUGCUGUCGCGGAGAAGAAUAGAGCAAUGGCGGAGAAAAGGUCCGCGGAAGUCUUGGCUAAGCAGAAUGAGAUGGACCUUAAGCUAGCCGAGGCAAUCAAUCUGAACACGGCUCAAGCCAAGGAACUUGCCAACCUGAGAGCGGCUUUGGAGGCUUGCGAGGAGAAAUGGUACAAUGAAGGGUUCGCUGACGCUGAGAAUUCCACGGACCCAGUUGUGAAUCAGGCUUGAAAGUUGGGUUUUGACGUCGAGUGGUUUGCUGCUCUGCAGAUUUUAGGGGCCCCUGAGGAUUCCCCUCUGAGAGAUCCCGGUUAGAUUCCCUUCCUGAGCUCAACCGUUGUCGUGCAGAACCACCCGGUCCCCAUUGACGAGGAGGAAACGGCAAGCAUGAGGGAACUGGUGGAAUAGAUUGAUGCACAUGCGGUGCUAGAUGAGACAGAAGCCACCAGCAUCCUUCGUGCUCAAGAUCAACACGGUGGGGAUCUACUUUCUCCCAUGGCCAACCAGCAGCAGACCGACGCAGCUGAUCAGUUCGGACCCUCCGUUCCAUCAACUUAAUUGCUGAAUCGACUCUUUAAUGCUUUUAUUUCUUUUUAUUGCCUUUUAAUACUAUUUCUUUUCCAGUAAACUUGCCUAUGUCACCGGGCUGUGGUGACUGAACAAUUUAUUUAUUUCCCGAGAAUGACCCGUAUGCAGUUGCUGGGUUUGGCGACGAAACAUUGAUUCUAUUUUUUUGUUAAAUUUAUUUGGAUAAUGAUUUAUUCGUCAUGUGUUUGCUUUGA
Quercus robur (English oak) is the source of this 5275-nucleotide messenger RNA. RefSeq lists its product as uncharacterized. The record is from RefSeq and is a predicted model, not a curated record. Bases 164 to 490 code for a protein of 108 amino acids. NCBI's taxonomy places the organism in Eukaryota, Viridiplantae, Streptophyta, Magnoliopsida, Fagales, Fagaceae. The transcript has 2 exons.